Messenger RNA from Verruconis gallopava, 3065 nucleotides. RefSeq lists its product as uncharacterized. The coding region runs from base 651 to 2861 and encodes 736 amino acids. NCBI's taxonomy places the organism in Eukaryota, Fungi, Ascomycota, Dothideomycetes, Venturiales, Sympoventuriaceae. The transcript has 4 exons. Gene Ontology annotation, molecular function: ATP hydrolysis activity; ATP binding. The record is from RefSeq and is a predicted model, not a curated record.
CGCAUAGCUCGUACCCAACUUGCUAGAGCUCAUUGCUUGUGGCCGAGAGCUCGAGCGUUGAAUCGCAUAAAUUCAACGCUUAAGACUGGAGUCUUUUUGCCCUGCUUGACAUCCGUCUACGACUCUCUUGCGGAAUGACGCCUGAGGCGCUCUUUGCGACGACAAAUCUGGACGCCUUGAAAAGUCUGUUGCGUAAUGGGCUGUCGAACCUUCGGAGCCGUGAAAACUCCCAAUCGCAUUAUAUUUCCGCCCAUAAACAAAUCGACGACUUAUGAUAUGCACACAGCCGAACGCCACAGCGCUACCCCGAGUGCUGCCAGGAUGGCUGCGACCUCAUCCUCGUCCAACACCAGCUAACGCCACGUCCCAAAACGGCGCGCGGUGAGCUCCCACUUUUGAAAGAAAGGCUACGAAAUUGUUGCCUAUUGUGAACGCCCCAUAUAUCUAGCUCGGCCAGAUCAUAGUUGGCUCAAUCGCCGAAGCAUUUCUCUAUUCCUGUUGCUCUGCUUUUCGAAGUCUGUCGAACUCCAGCCUACUCUUCAUCCUUGGGAUUUCUAGCCUUGGGACACGUCUUCAAAUACAAACGCCACGCACAACGAGCAGAAUUUUCGAGAUUGCCUUUUUCAAGCAGCUGAAUUUCGGGUUUCAAUAUGGCCAUAGGUGACAUUGCUGUCACUAUUGGCGAAAGCGUCUCCAGCCUUGCACGGUCGUGCAAAGGCAAGAUCGUACGCGAAAAGCCAUACACGGAGGACGACACGAGCGAAUGUUCGGAUCAUAAAUCCGAGAAAGCUGUUAAGAAGGCCCCUACUGUGGACCCAACCUUUGGAUGCGACGCCGCCAUCAAGACCUUCUACGAGGGCAAGAACUCGAAUGCCAAUUACUUCGACUGGGUCGAAACGCCUCCAAAACAAGUGAGCAAGAAAAUAGCUAAAGCCUACGAUCGAGUCGCAGUCAAAGUCUAUAAAGUUAAGGACCUGGAAAAACCGGUGGUCGGAGGGGCAUUUGCCCUUAAGUAUCACAUGAUUGAAGUUCAAAGCCCAAUUCUCGUUGGAGCCUUGCGGGAUAUCAUGAAGAAGGAGGACGUCUACCUUGAGCCUACAGAGACAGCCACGUUCAAACAUCCAUUUCGACCACUUUGGUUCCGCUUUGAUGAGAUUGCCUCGCUUUGGCGUAAGACAGCAGAAUCCCAGCUGAAGUCCCACCUUGGAGUUCUCAUGAAAGUGCUCAACGAUAUAUUUGGCGGCGUCCAGACGCAUCUCAGCAAUCUCCAGAGCAGCCAGUUGAUCAAUUUCAAAUAUUCGUGGAUGUACUUCCCAAAAGAUUCACUCGUUUAUUCACCCGAUAAAGACUGUGAGCGCAUUUGUAAGGUGGUCGAUACAGAGAUCAUCACAGAUCAAAGAACGAGAAAGCACCUGAUAAUCAAAGCAGAGGAGCUCGCAUUUGACGGCGAAAGCUUUGCCUGGAGAGACACGAUCCUCGACGUUCCCGCUUUCGAGGGCAACAGACCCAUCAGGGAGCUGGAUCAUUUUCCGUUAUCUUUUGCCGAAGAUCCGGACGAGAUUAAAUCCAGGCUAGCAGAAAGAGGAAAGAAGGUGCUCAAGUACCAAGGAUUGACUUACUGUGAGUACGAUGGCUUGGGCUUAUUUAACGAGGAAGCAACAGGAACCAGGAAUGAGAAACACAACGUAUCGGGUCGUAUCCUCAUAGAUAUUUAUGGUUACGAAAAGCAUCACGAGGCGUUGAAACGGUCUUCAGGUCAGGACCGGGACUCCAAGAGAAGGAAAAACCGAACAAAGCCACAGCCACCACAGCAGCAGCCUGUAGAUCUUUUCAACAACACUAUUCCGAUGACUACGACGACAGUGGCGACAAACGCGGUUCAGAUUGUGGAUGACAAGGCAGAGCAUCAUUAUAUCAAGCGUUUAUCGGAAGCAGACCAGAAAAAGAACGAAGAGGAGAUGUUGGGUAGGCCCCAUGACUUGAUGUUCUUAUCUCCGAUAUUAAAGGGCUAUGCUUUGAAAAACAAGCUUUGGCUAAGUUUCUAUGUCGAUGACAUUCGUUCGAUCACAUGGAAUGAUGAUGCUUACGAUCAUCUGGUGUACGAUGAGAAGCAGAAAGACCUGGUCUUAUCGUUUGUUGAGAACCACAAGAGAACAAAUUCUGGGCUCGAGGACGUAAUCAUGGGGAAGGGACAGGGCCUCAUUCUCCUGCUCUCAGGACCUCCCGGAACAGGUAAGACAUUGACGGCCGAAGCCGUGGCGGACAGGACACGUCGGCCACUAUACUACCUACAGGCAGAAGAUUUAGGUAUCAACGCUGCACUACUUGGCGCGAACAUCAAAAAGGUCUUUGAGAUGGCAACCGAGUGGGAUGCAGUUAUCCUCCUGGACGAAGCAGACGUGUUCAUGGCUGAGCGCAACCCAAAUGACAUUGCCCGCAACGAGCUGGUUUCGAUCUUCUUACGCGAGCUGGAAUACUUCCGUGGCAUCAUCUUCCUUACAACUAACUUGUAUGAAACCAUCGACACAGCUUUUCGGUCUCGCGUGAACAUCCAUUUGCUCUUCAACCCACUGCCACCCUCCGCAAGGCAAGUACUAUGGAGAAAGUUUUUGGAGCGUUUGCCACCCAUGCGAUGCUCAGAACGGAGACCUAUUGAUGGCCUAGAAGAAGAAGACCUCAAGGAAUUAGCGAAGUGGGAGUUGAAUGGAAGAGAGAUUAAGAAUGCCAUCAAGACGGUGAAAAGCUGGUGCGACGUCAAGGGAUACGAGAUAAAUCUCCACAGAUUAGAAAGCGGGAUCAAGGUGACGGCGCCUCAAGGAAAGAAAACGGAAGCUGGAAGUGAGAAUAGCCUUUAUGAUUGAGGGUGUAUGUACUCUCUAGCUGCUUGGCACGGUUGAGCAACUCCAUCAGCGCUUGCUGGCUGAAUGUCAACCGAGCGUGGCAUUAAUCAGCUUUCCCGAUUUUACCAUAUUAAGUAAUAACGGAGACCGAAAAUCUUUCAAUCAACGAUCUCAGCGAUGCUCGUGGUCAUACUUUUAGGUCAAUAUCCUUCAGGAUGCAAAGUC